Tarenaya hassleriana is the source of this 1000-nucleotide messenger RNA. RefSeq names its product ADP-ribosylation factor 1-like. Gene Ontology annotation, cellular component: cytoplasm. Gene Ontology annotation, molecular function: GTPase activity; GTP binding. The transcript is spliced from 6 exons. The record is from RefSeq and is a predicted model, not a curated record. Gene Ontology annotation, biological process: vesicle-mediated transport; intracellular protein transport. The coding region runs from base 157 to 717 and encodes 186 amino acids. NCBI's taxonomy places the organism in Eukaryota, Viridiplantae, Streptophyta, Magnoliopsida, Brassicales, Cleomaceae.
UUAUGUUUUGACAUGUGAUCUUGAUCCAGACAUGAUCUCUAAGGAACCUUCAUGGCUGGAAAGAGUUAGAGACGACAAGGUUGACUCUCUCUCUCUCUCUCUCUCUGUGUGGCCCUGAGGACCUCCCAUCUCAGAACUUGUUGCAGAAUCUGUAAAAUGGGGAUGAAAAUGGGAAAGCUGUUUAGGGGAUUGUUUCCACGAAAAGAAGAAGAAAGACGUAUAGUGAUGAUAGGUUUGGACGGUACCGGCAAGUCGGUCAUUCUGCAUAAGCUUAAAACUGGAGAGACUCUCGACACAGACAUCCCCACCAUUGGGUUUAAUGUGGAGAGCGUGAAAUAUAAGAAUAAGAGCUUCAGCUUAUGGGAAAUCGGUGGUCAGCAGCGAUACAAGAUUCGUCCACUGUGGAAACAUCACUUGCAGAACACGCAAGGGCUAGUGUUGGUAGUCGACAGCACUGACAGAGACCGUAUAGAAGAGGCAAGAGACUUUCUUUACAUGGUGUUGGAAGAGGGUGAUGUAACAGAUGAUGUAUCUGUGCUUGUAUAUGCCAACAAGCAUGUGAACCCUAAUGCCAUGAGUUCUUCCGAGAUCACCCAUAAGCUUAACCUUUCUUCUCUUCGUCAGAGAAACUGGCAUGUCCAGACCUCAUGCGCAUUGAGCGGGGAAGGGUUACACGAGGGGCUAGAAUGGCUCUCGAACAAUGUUCCAACAACAUAGAUUUCAUCAAAACCUAUACGUAUAGUCUUUAUAUGUAUUUUUUUUAUUGCAGAACCACUUCUGUCCAAGUUACAGAGCUUAAAAGGGUCUGUCCUAAGGAGAUAAGAUAAUCAACCGUCCAUGAUUAUCUUGUAGAUGAUGGAAACGAUCUCGGUCAUGGUCAAGGCCUUUUCAGUGUAGUCUUCAAUGGGAGAGGGUUUGAUGGGAUUGCUCUUGUAGAUAUUCUCGCAUUCGAACAUGGAGUUCUUGGCCUCCUGUACGGAAUUCAGCAUCUCGUUGAGUU